Messenger RNA from Talpa occidentalis (Iberian mole), 3649 nucleotides. It is a transcript of the gene KCNT2, whose product is annotated as potassium sodium-activated channel subfamily T member 2. The transcript has 27 exons. Gene Ontology annotation, biological process: potassium ion transport. The record is from RefSeq and is a predicted model, not a curated record. Gene Ontology annotation, molecular function: intracellular sodium-activated potassium channel activity. Gene Ontology annotation, cellular component: membrane. NCBI's taxonomy places the organism in Eukaryota, Metazoa, Chordata, Mammalia, Eulipotyphla, Talpidae. The coding region runs from base 133 to 3468 and encodes 1111 amino acids.
CCCCUUCGCUGCACCCGCCCCUCUCGCGGCCCCCCCUUUCGGUCGUCCGCUUUCCCACCCCUCAGCAUUUUUCUGUCUUUCUCCCCCCUCUCCUCCAUUUGUUGUUUAAUGUUUCCCACUCUUUGAGGGAGGAUGGUUGAUUUGGAGAGCGAAGUGCCGCCUCUGCCUCCCAGGUACAGGUUUCGGGAUCUGCUGCUGGGGGACCAAGGAUGGCAAAACGAUGACAGGGUACAAGUUGAAUUCUAUAUGAAUGAAAACACAUUUAAAGAGAGACUAAAGUUAUUCUUUAUUAAAAACCAGAGGUCAAGUCUAAGAAUACGACUGUUCAAUUUUUCUCUCAAAUUAUUAAGCUGCUUAUUAUACAUAAUCCGAGUGCUGCUAGAAAACCCUUCCCAAGGAAAUGAAUGGUCUCAUAUCUUUUGGGUGAACAGAAGUCUGCCUUUAUGGGGCUUGCAGGUUUCAGUGGCAUUGAUAAGUCUAUUUGAAACAAUACUGCUUGGUUAUCUCAGUUAUAAGGGAAACAUCUGGGAACAGAUUUUACGAAUACCCUUCAUCUUGGAAAUAAUUAAUGCAGUUCCCUUCAUUAUCUCAAUAUUCUGGCCUCCCUUAAGGAAUCUAUUUGUCCCAGUCUUUCUAAAUUGUUGGCUUGCCAAACAUGUUUUGGAAAAUAUGAUUAAUGAUCUACACAGAGCCAUUCAACGUACCCAGUCUGCCAUGUUUAAUCAAGUUUUGAUUUUAAUAUCUACAUUACUAUGCCUUAUCUUCACCUGCAUUUGUGGAAUCCAGCAUCUGGAGCGAAUAGGAAAGAAGCUGAAUCUCUUUGACUCCCUUUAUUUCUGCAUUGUUACCUUUUCGACUGUGGGCUUUGGGGAUGUCACUCCUGAAACAUGGUCCUCCAAGCUUUUUGUUGUUGCUAUGAUCUGUGUCGCUCUUGUGGUUCUACCCAUACAGGUUGAACAACUGGCCUAUUUGUGGAUGGAGAGACAAAAGUCGGGUGGAAAUUAUAGUAGACACAGAGCUCAAACUGAAAAGCAUGUUGUCCUGUGUGUCAGCUCUUUGAAGAUUGAUUUACUUAUGGAUUUUUUAAAUGAAUUCUAUGCUCACCCAAGAUUACAGGAUUAUUAUGUGGUGAUUUUGUGUCCUACUGAAAUGGAUGUGCAAGUUCGAAGGGUACUACAGAUUCCAAUGUGGUCACAAAGAGUUAUUUACCUUCAAGGUUCAGCUCUUAAAGAUCAGGAUUUGUUGCGAGCAAAGAUGGAUGAUGCUGAGGCCUGUUUUAUUCUAAGCAGCCGCUGUGAAGUGGAUAGGACAUCAUCUGACCACCAAACAAUUUUGAGAGCAUGGGCUGUAAAAGACUUUGCACCAAAUUGUCCUUUGUAUGUCCAGAUAUUAAAGCCUGAAAACAAAUUUCAUAUCAAAUUUGCUGAUCAUGUUGUUUGUGAAGAAGAGUUUAAAUACGCCAUGUUAGCUUUAAACUGUAUAUGCCCAGCAACAUCUACACUUAUUACCCUACUGGUUCAUACCUCUAGAGGGCAAGAAGGCCAGCAAUCACCAGAACAAUGGCAGAAGAUGUAUGGUAGAUGCUCUGGGAAUGAAGUAUACCACAUUGUUUUGGAAGAGAGUACAUUUUUUGCUGAAUAUGAAGGAAAGAGUUUUACAUAUGCCUCUUUCCAUGCACAUAAAAAGUUUGGUGUCUGCUUGAUUGGUGUUAGAAGGGAAGAUAAUAAAAACAUAUUGAUGAAUCCAGGUCCUCGAUAUAUUAUGAAUGCUACUGAUAUAUGUUUUUAUAUUAAUAUUACCAAAGAAGAGAAUUCAGCAUUUAAAAACCAAGACCAACAGAAACAAAGCAAUGCAUCAAGCUCAUUUUAUCAUGGACCAUCUAGAUUACCUGUACAUAGUAUAAUUGCCAGCAUGGGUACUGUGGCUAUAGACUUGCAAGACACAAGCUGUAGAUCAAGUGGCCCUACCCUAUCUCUUCCUGCAGAGGGGAGCAAAGAAGUCAGAAGACCAAGCAUUGCUCCUGUUUUAGAGGUUGCAGAUGUGUCAUCAAUUCAAACAUGUGAUCUUCUAAGUGAUCAAUCAGAAGAUGAAACUACACCAGAUGAGGACAUUUCCUCUAACUUAGAAUAUGCUAAAGGCUACCCACCCUACUCUCCAUAUAUAGGAAGCUCACCCACUUUUUGUCAUCUUCUUCAUGAAAAAAUGCCAUUUUGCUGCUUAAGAUUAGACAAGAGUUGCCAGCAUAACUACUAUGAGGACGCAAAAGCCUAUGGAUUCAAAAAUAAACUAAUUAUAGUUGCAGCUGAAACAGCUGGAAAUGGAUUGUAUAAUUUUAUUGUUCCUCUCAGGGCAUAUUAUAGACCAAAGAAAGAACUUAAUCCCAUAGUACUUCUAUUGGAUAACCCUCUAGAUGAUUUACUCAGGUGUGGAGUGACCUUCGCUGCCAACAUGGUAGUUGUGGACAAAGAGAGCACCAUGAGUGCGGAGGAAGACUACAUGGCCGAUGCCAAAACGAUUGUGAACGUGCAGACCCUUUUCAGGUUGUUUUCCAGUCUCAGUAUUAUCACUGAGCUUACACACCCAGCCAACAUGAGAUUCAUGCAAUUCAGAGCCAAAGACUGUUAUUCUCUUGCUCUUUCAAAACUGGAAAAGAAAGAACGAGAGAGGGGCUCCAAUUUGGCCUUCAUGUUCCGACUGCCUUUUGCUGCUGGGCGGGUGUUUAGCAUCAGCAUGUUGGACACACUUCUAUAUCAGUGCUUUGUGAAGGAUUACAUGAUUUCUAUCACCAGACUUCUCUUGGGUUUAGACACUACACCAGGAUCAGGGUUUCUUUGUUCUAUGAAAAUCACCGAGGAUGACCUAUGGAUCAGAACUUAUGCCAGACUUUAUCAGAAGUUGUGUUCUUCUACUGGAGAUGUGCCCAUUGGAAUCUACAGAACUGAAUCUCAGAAACUUGCUACAUCUGAGUCUCAAAUAUCUAUCAGUGUAGAAGAGUGGGAAGACACAAAAGACUCCAAAGAGCAAGGUCAUCACCGAAGCAACCACCACCGCAACUCAACAUCCAGUGACCAGUCAGACCAUCCCUUACUGAGGAGAAAGAGUAUGCAAUGGGCCCGAAGACUGAGCAGAAAAGGUCCAAAGCACUCUGGCAAAACAGCUGAGAAAAUAACCCAGCAGCGACUGAACCUCUACAGGAGGUCUGAAAGACAAGAGCUUGCUGAACUUGUGAAAAAUAGAAUGAAACACCUGGGUCUUUCUACGGUGGGCUAUGAUGAAAUGAAUGAUCAUCAAAGUACCCUCUCCUACAUCCUGAUUAACCCAUCUCCGGAUACCAGACUGGAGCUGAAUGAUGUAGUGUACUUAAUCCGACCAGAUCCAUUAGCCUAUCUUCCAAAUAGUGAGCCUAGUCGAAAAAACAGCAUCUGUAAUGCCAGUGGACAAGAUUCUCGAGAGGAAACUCAGCUUUGAUAAAACAAAAAUGAUAUUUUUAUUUCUUCAAAUAUCUUGGUUUAAACAACUCUAAAUCUUAGGGGAGGAAGUGUUACUAGCUUGAAAAACUAGAUUGGAAUAUAUUCAAUUCUCUUAUGUUUUAAGAAAUCUACUCUCUUAGAAGUAUAGAUUAUUUUGAAAUUAAUUUACUACUUAUUGG